Molecule: messenger RNA, 336 nt
Organism: Brugia malayi
Lineage: Eukaryota; Metazoa; Nematoda; Chromadorea; Rhabditida; Onchocercidae
Exons: 4
Coding region: 1-336 (111 amino acids)
Source: RefSeq, a predicted model, not a curated record
AUGAGACUUGUUGGUGACAUUUCACAAUAUUUAAAACAGGAGAAAAUAAAAUUGGGAGCUGAGUUCUGUAAUUCAACUCAAACACCAAGACCAAAUUAUGUCCAAAAUGGAAAAGUGCAUUUUAAACGUUUGGGACAUCUGAACGAUGAGCUUGAAUUUCGACGUAAUCCUAUUCUGCCUCAGUUACCGACUUUUUUAUCCAAGAAAGAGUUGCUUUCAAGGCUUUCUGAACAAAAUGCUCAGAAUAAACAUCAAGAACAAAUUGCUGAUAACGCUGCUGAAAUAUUUGACGUCGCAGAACAAGAAUACAAGGAUUACAAAGAUGCGUUAUGGUGA